Molecule: messenger RNA, 1020 nt
Organism: Penicillium verhagenii
Lineage: Eukaryota; Fungi; Ascomycota; Eurotiomycetes; Eurotiales; Aspergillaceae
Product: chitin synthase export chaperone
Exons: 3
Coding region: 1-1020 (339 amino acids)
Biological process (GO): protein folding
Cellular component (GO): endoplasmic reticulum membrane
Source: RefSeq, a predicted model, not a curated record
AUGGGAUUCGGGCAUUUCGACUCGAUAUGUGAGAAGACGCCGAUGCCACUAUGUCUCCUCGUAGGUCCGGUGUCAACAAUCUCCGGGACCGGAUCGAGGGGCAUAGUAUCAAAUUGUUAUGCCCGGAAUAUCGAGGUCGCCAAUACGAUGAUAUUCGAAGGCGCUGCCUCAUUCAUGCAUAUUAUUGCACUCUCCAUGACAGUGAUCAUGAUUUUGCAUAUUCGAUCUAAGUUUACCGCUGUCGGACGCAAGGAGAUCCUCACAUUCUUCUACCUCUAUCUGGCUCUUACUAUCUUCUCCCUCAUCAUUGAUGCCGGCGUCGUUCCACCAAGAAGCGGACCAUUCCCUUAUUUCGUGUCAAUUCAAAAUGGAUUAGUAUCUGCUCUAUGCACCUGCUUACUGGUCAACGGCUUCGUCGGGUUUCAACUAUACGAAGAUGGCACAGCAUUAUCCGUGUGGCUGAUUCGCAUUCCGUCCGCCAUCAUGUUUGCCAUCACCUUCGUCAUUUCCCUGCUGACCUUCAAGUCAUGGUCAGGUGGUGCUUUGGGACCCGAGAAUACCGUUGGUCUGUUCGUGGUGUUAUACCUCCUAAACGCCAUAUGUAUCGCCAUCUAUAUUGUCAUGCAAUUGCUACUGGUGGUGAACACUCUCGAUCAACGCUGGCCCCUCGGAAAUAUCUGCUUCGGCGUGGCGGUCUUCAUCAUCGGUCAGGUGCUCCUAUACGCUUUCAGUGAUCUUAUCUGCAACAAUGUCCAGCAUUACCUGGAUGGCCUGUUCUUUGCAACAUUUUGCAACUUGCUCGCGGUGAUGAUGGUCUACAAGUUCUGGGAUUCUAUCACUACGGAAGAUUUGGAGUUUUCCGUUGGCGUCAAGGCCAAUACCUGGGAGGUCAAGGAUCUACUCUCCGAAGAAGACCGACGCCAAACCAUUUACCAAGACACCAAUUCCGAAUACGGAGGCAGCAUGCGUGCAAGUGGACAUCCUCACCGCUCCUCGAAUUACGGUCCUCGCAACUCCUAG